Molecule: messenger RNA, 2411 nt
Organism: Fulmarus glacialis (Northern fulmar)
Lineage: Eukaryota; Metazoa; Chordata; Aves; Procellariiformes; Procellariidae
Product: calcium-dependent secretion activator 2
Exons: 16
Biological process (GO): dense core granule exocytosis; synaptic vesicle exocytosis; positive regulation of exocytosis
Cellular component (GO): glutamatergic synapse
Source: RefSeq, a predicted model, not a curated record
AUACUGUUUCCCUUUUGGACGGCCUGAAGGAGCUUUAAAAGCCACGCUUUCAUUACUUGAAAGGGUUUUAAUGAAAGAUAUUGCCACUCCCAUACCAGCAGAAGAGGUGAAGAAAGUGGUUAGAAAAUGUCUGGAGAAGGCUGCCUUGAUCAAUUACACUCGACUUACAGAAUAUGCCAAAAUAGAAGCAACAGCAGAAAAGGACUCAGAGACCAUGAACCAAGCAACACCAGCUAGAAAACUGGAAGAGGUUCUUCACCUUGCAGAACUCUGUAUCGAAGUAUUGCAGCAAAAUGAAGAACAUCAUUCAGAGGGAAGAGAGGCAUUCGCUUGGUGGCCAGAAUUAUUGGCUGAGCACGCAGAGAAGUUUUUGUCUCUUUAUUCUGUUGAUAUGGAUUCAGCACUCGAGGCACAGCCGCAGGACUCCUGGGACAGCUUCCCUCUUUUUCAGCUGCUGAAUAACGCCCUCAGAAAUGACACAUUUUUGUGCAAUGGAAAGUUUCACAAGCACUUGCAAGAAAUUUUUGUUCCCAUGGUCAUCCGCUACAUCGAUCUCAUGGAAUCAUCAAUUGCCCAGUCCAUUCACAGAGGUCUUGAACAAGAGUCAUGGCAACCUGUCAAGAGCAUCACCAACAGUCUUCCUAAUGUAGCUCUUCCAAAAGUUCCAAGUUUGCCUCUUAAUCUUCCACAAAUACCUAGCUUUACUACACCAACCUGGAUGACUUCUUUGUAUGACUCCACCAAUGGCUCAGCUACAUCAGAAGAUCUUUUCUGGAAGCUGGAUGCUCUGCAGAUGUUUGUUUUUGAUCUUCACUGGCCAGAACCAGAAUUUGCCCACCAUUUAGAGCAGAGACUUAAACUCAUGGCCACUGACAUGAUAGAAGCCUGCGUUAAAAGAACAAGAAUUGCAUUUGAACUCAAGCUGCAAAAGACAAACAAAUCAACAGACUUGCGUAUCCCUUCUUCUCUGUGUACAAUGUUUAAUGUCUUAGUCGAUGCCAAAAAACAGACGGCUAAACUCUGCAUACUGGAUGGGGGGCAAGAGCAACAAUACCAUUCAAAAAUAGAUGACUUGAUUGAAGAAACUGUUAAAGAAAUUAUUUCACUUCUUGUUUCAAAGGUUGUUUCAGUGUUAGAAGGUGUGCUGUCUAAAUUGUCAAGAUAUGAUGAAGGCACUUUCUUCUCAUCAUUAGUUUCAUUCACUGUGAAAGCAGCUGCAAAAUAUGUUGACGUUCCCAAACCAGGGAUGGACCUAGCAGAUACCUACAUUAUGUUUGUUCGACAGAACCAGGAUAUACUUCGAGAAAAGGUCAAUGAGGAAAUGUAUAUAGAGAAGUUAUUUGAUCAAUGGUAUAGCAGCUCCAUGAAAGUCAUAUGCAUGUGGCUGGCUGAUAGAUUAGACCUUCAGCUUCACAUCUACCAGCUGAAGACUCUCAUCAAGAUAGUGAAGAAAACCUACCGAGACUUCAGGUUGCAAGGCGUACUGGAGGGAACGCUGAACAGUAAAACCUACGAUACCGUUCACAGCCGCCUGACCGUAGAGGAAGCCACAGUCUCAGUCACGGAUGCGGGGGGACUUCAGGGCAUUACUAUGAAAGACAGUGAUGAGGAGGAAGGAUGAAACUAUCUCACCAAGCGUUUGGAGUUUGGGGGCGGUGGUCUGAGGGUGGGGGGUUAUCUUUGGCUUGGGGUUUUUUUGGUAACUUGUCCUUGUAGUUGCAUUUAUAGUUUUGCCUUAUGAUAUAGGUGCAGAAAUGUAAUUUGCUCCAUUUUUUUAAAAAACUGAAAGUAAGAUUAUCAGAGGAAGAGUGCCAAGGACUUUUUGAGAACAAUGGUUGUAGCAUAUUUUAGCUUUGCUUAGGGCUGCGAGAACACUGGCAUGGAGUUUGAGUUCCACUUGUGAUUAUGUUUCUUUCCCUUUUGUUCGUUACCAUUCGUUCUUGUAUCUCCAUCAGAUAUUGAUGUCCUGUGCAGAAAACAAAAUGUGUGCCUCACUUAAAACACAACUAUACAGGAAAUCAUUCUUGGAAUAGAUCAGUGCCCUACGUAAAAAAAUAGUGUAUUUUCAGGAUUACACUUUGUUUACCUUUUUUGUGCUUAAUUUUACAUUAUUAUGUGAUGUGCAUUAAAAAUUUUAAUCUUGGUUCUUUGUAUUUUGAGGUUGGUAUAUAAGUAGUAGGACUUCAAGGACAGUCAAACACAUACAAACUACUUAGGAGUGUUGUUGUGUCUAUUCAUUUUGCAAGUUUAAAGAUAUCUCAUCAUGUUGGAUGUCAGUAAGCUUGCCAUCAAUGUUUCUAUUUCUGUGAAAAAUUUCAGGCAAUAAGAACACAUUCUGUCGUGACCACUUCUGUAUCUACCCAAGUUUGUAUAGAAUUCUACAAUUAAAAGAUGUUUUCAAUAUUUCAAAC